Molecule: messenger RNA, 2267 nt
Organism: Xyrauchen texanus (razorback sucker)
Lineage: Eukaryota; Metazoa; Chordata; Actinopteri; Cypriniformes; Catostomidae
Gene: tmcc3
Product: transmembrane and coiled-coil domain family 3
Exons: 4
Coding region: 172-1629 (485 amino acids)
Cellular component (GO): endomembrane system
Source: RefSeq, a predicted model, not a curated record
AAGGAUUGAGCGCGCGUGUGUGUUGUGUGUGUGUGUGUGUGUGUGUCUCGCGCAGAUUACAAAGAGGAUUCUACAGAGAGAGCGCGCGAUGUAGCGACGAGAUGUAGCGAACCGUGCCACCAUUAACACGCGCACGAGAGUCCAUUUUCACCGGACCGAGUGGACUGAACUAUGCCCGGCGCUGACAGAACUUUACCUGAAGUCGACAGGAACACUUUCUUACACUGCGACAUGGUGGAUCGGGGUGGCGAUGUGAACACACUCAGCGUGCCGAUGGUCAUGCGUAGAGGAGGCUCGGAGACAUGCUUAGACCUGGACACAACAGACAUGGUGGGACGAGACACCCCGCGAUCUCGUUCUGGCCUGGACAGCCUGCAGCAGAAAGUUCUCAAGUUGAAAGAGCAGCUGCGAAUAGAGCAAAAUUUGCAGGAUGAGAACGUGGCUGAGUAUCUCAAGCUCAUUAACAGUGCCGAUAAGCAGCAAAGCAGCCGCAUCAAACAAGUUUUUGAGAAAAAGAACCAGAAAACAGUGCAAAAUAUCGCUCAACUACAGAAGAAGCUGGAGCAGUAUCAGCGUAAGAUGAAGGAGUACGACGUCUCGAAUGGGACCAAACAAACGCCACCACACUCCAAAGACUACAAUGAGUUGCCCAAAGACAACCUCAAGGAGAGCAUGGUCACAGGUAGUGGGCGGCUCCUACAUUUGGAUAAGGUCAAAACGAUUGGCCCGGGAGUCUCGCUGUCACCGCCUUUCUUCUUCAGCAAGCCCAGAGAAAUUGCAAACCUCAUUCGUAACAAGUUUGGCAGUGCGGACAACAUUGCACACCUAAAGAGCUCGAUGGAGACUGGAAGUGGGCUGCAGGCUGAAGGGGGAAGUCGAGCUUUGAGUGGCAGUGCUACACUAACCUCUAAACCUAAAUAUCCCAGUGAUGAUGAGUGCUCCACGGAGACGUCAGUAUCGGUGGAAAGUAACGGCCAUGUGAGUGGAUCAGGUGCGAUGGGUCAGCACAGUGGAUCUGGAAAGGAAGGAGGACAUAACGACGGCAGUAGCCGAAUAGUGGAGGCCUGGGAGGAAAUCAGGGAGUUGAGGGAGGCUCAGAAUCUGCUGGCUGAAGACGUCGAGAGCUUGAAGACCCAGUUUAAAUGUGAAUUUGAGCAUGUUACGCAAACACUUCAAGAGGAGCGGUACAGGUGUGAGCGGUUGGAAGACCAGCUAAACGACCUAACAGAGCUCCAUCAGAACGAGACAGCGAACCUCAAACAAGAGCUAGCAAGCAUUGAGGAGAAGAUAGCCUAUCAGGCCUAUGAACGAGCCAGAGAUAUACAGGACGCGUUGGAGGUUUGUCAGACGCGAGUGAGCAAGUUAGAGUUGCAGCAACAGCAGCAGCAGGUCUUGCAGUUAGAAAGCGCAGAUGCCAAAGUGCUGCUGGGAAAAUGUAUCAACAUCAUGUUGGCCAUUGUCACGGUGAUAUUGGUGUGCGUCUCCACAGCUGCUAAGUUCUCCGCACCGCUACUACGGAGUCGUCUCCACAUGUUUGGAACCUUUGUAUGUGUGUGUCUACUGGCGUUUGGCUGGAGCAACUGGGAGCAUUUGCAGUGUGCUGUAGAACGAAUGCUGCUGCCCAGAUGAGGGAUGACAAACGUGUUUCUAUGUGCGUCACUAGCAUUGUUUAAAAAACUCCUUCAUGGACUUCCCACUUCCGCAUUGUGACUGUCCGAGGACAAUGUCUUUAAUAAACUGUGUGUGUGUGUGUGUGUGUGUGUGUGUGUAGAGAGAGAGUAUUCAUGAUGUACUGUAGCAGAAACGGGUCCAUCUCUCUGACUGUAUUGUGUUCAUGCGAUUAACAUGUUUCUAUUUGUUUGUUGUGUCUUAAAAGUAAAGGUUCACAUUUUUACCCUUCUGUUUUAUGUACCUUUUUAAGUAGGACUUGAUAUGUGGUAACGGCGUGUUUAGGUAAUUCUUAUGAAAAAUAUAUCUGGGUCAUUUUCUCUCCAAAAUACAUGGAACAAUUUAAAGAUAUAUUUUGUAUAAAGAAAAUGGUGCUGUUUUUGUUCCAUUAAAAAAUGUGUUUGUGUUUUUUUUUUUUUUUUUUUUGCAUUUGAAAAUAAUUUUCAUGAAAAUUAAGCACAUUUCCACAAAAGUUGUCAUUACUGUAAUGCAUCUGGAUGUUUGUAUUUACCAUCAUUUAUAUAAACAUUCUCAAUGAAGAUUUUAUUAAAUUUUUAUUUAAAGCAUCAUAAUUAACAUACAUUAAACCACUAUGAUUU